AAUUCAUUAACAACAACUUAAUACGCUUAUUAUAUUUAGCAAGAUUAUUCAAUGUGAACAACCAUAUUAAAUGUGUUCGGUUUUUAGCAAAUGAAAUCGAAAUUUCAUAUGCCGAUGAUAGUAUACGCCAGUUUUGCUUCCGAAAGUUGGGAUUCAGCGAAGAUCUCAACUUCGCGAGCAAACUAUCUGGCGAGAUUGACAAGUUACUUGAAGUAAGCUCGGAUCCUCACGAAGAUGAUAAAAUUUUCAAAGUUUAA
Messenger RNA from Dentiscutata erythropus, 257 nucleotides. NCBI's taxonomy places the organism in Eukaryota, Fungi, Glomeromycota, Glomeromycetes, Diversisporales, Gigasporaceae. The record is from the annotation of a GenBank genome assembly.